Messenger RNA from Fusarium falciforme, 1047 nucleotides. RefSeq lists its product as hypothetical. The record is from RefSeq and is a predicted model, not a curated record. Lineage: Eukaryota; Fungi; Ascomycota; Sordariomycetes; Hypocreales; Nectriaceae. The coding region runs from base 1 to 1047 and encodes 348 amino acids. The transcript is spliced from 4 exons.
AUGGCGGAACGAAACUUGCCUAUCACUUUACGGGAGCGAAUGAAUGAUGACGAGGAAAUUUUCAUCUUCCAUGAGUGGUUUCGGGACUACUCGAGUAAAAUGGGAACCACUUCAGUCGCGCUCCGACUCUAUGAUAAGAGCACUUCUCGUUUUGUACCAACCCUCGAAAACCCCGCCUUAAGGGCCGCAAUCCAGAGGUACCUCGAGGCCGAUCCUGUAGGAGACUUUUGGGACACUUUUAACCCCGAUUCCUGUUCAUGGGAUCAAGUUUUUGCCGAGCUCGAAGAUACAAAAAAGGUUUAUUGGAGCAAAGGAGACGGAAACCCUAUCAGGCGCUGUUUUCGUCAUGGUCAAGGGUUCUCAAGAAAUAUGAUACCUCUCUUGGAAAGCAUCCCCCAGGACGAUGGCCUGGGACUGCUUAAGGGAGGGUUGCAGAUCAUAUUCAACGCCGUCAAGAGAAGGACAGACACCUGCGAAAGAAUUUUUGCAAGCUUCGAACAUAUACCCAGCUGCAUCGUUAACGCCGAGAAACUGCGUCAAAGCCAUCCCCAAGACCAACCUUUGUUCUCAGCGAUUAAUAAUCUCCAUGAUCAACUAGUCAAGUCCAUCCCUCUGCUCAUCGAAGUUCUGCUCCGCAGAAGCAACAGUUCCACAAUCAAGAAGUUUGGCAAGUCUGUCUUCGGGGACUCUGUGGCUGAAGUGGACGGGAUCUUGAAGCCAGUAAAGAGCGCCGAGAACAGGCUGGAGCAAUGCCGCUUGGAUCUGAACACAAGGGGUAUUGCCGAGAACUCUCAAUACCUACGGACGAUAGAUGUCAAGCUUGAUUCCCUCAACGAAAAGGUUGUCGCUAGGGACGAAAGAUUUGAGACCUGGAAAACUGAGAAUGAAGAGAGGCAUCGAGCCCUCAUCGACGAGAACCGCCAAUUAGUAGAAAUGUUGAUGAAUUCGAUGUACCAAACAAAUCAGGAUAAACUACGAGUCGAAUGGUUGUCCCAAGGUUCGUCUACUCUUCCUAUCACAUACGUUGCCGUGUCUAACUGUGAAUGA